AGCCAAGAGUCACUCCUCUCCGGGACACGGGCCCGCUGACACGUGCGUUCGCUAGUCAAAAAAAAACAAUACGUAUACACGUAUACAUAUAUAUAAAUAUAAAUAUAUAUACGUACACAAAAUUUGAGAACGGAAUAUAAUCACACGAGGAUACGAUCGUUGCUUUCUCGUUUAUUUUUUUCUUUCGUUCUCUUUCGUUCCUUCGGUUUUAACGUUGUUAUUGAUUUUCGCUCAGUUUCCGAAACGAUCGCGCGCGAUAUAACGACGACGAUGUUGAUAUUCAACGUAACGCAGAAGAAUAUUAACAAACGUCGGUGGGUGUUUUAUGUGCUCUGAGAACGAGAUACAAUUACGAGGUAUAUCGAAAAUUAAUAAGUUUCGCUUUUUCGAACUGUACGAGUUGCAGGAGUUUGAAAAUUUUCAUCGACUGGUCGAUCGUGUACCGAGUGUAAUUUUUUGUUCGCGAUUUAAUAUUCGACAUCGCGUCUCUGCGUGUACGCAAGAAAGUGACUAAUGAAUCAUUGGUGCGCAAAACUAUCGUCUCGUUAUGCAUAGUUUGAUUUAUUUUUAAAAAAAAAAAAGCGAGACGGCGAUCAGUGCGACUCCGGUAACACAAGUGUGAACGAUAUAUAAGAAAGUGCCAAGUUAUAUUCCGGUGCAGGAUUUUAAUGGUCUUGGGAUUUCCCUCGAUCAACGGAUCGUCCGGCAUUACUAUGGAUUAUUCAAAGAAAGAUUUGUGACAGGCGAAUUUCAAGGGACCGCGGAAGAGCUGCCCCCUCGCUAGACACAUGGCCUGUCUCGCAGGUGCCAUCGCCCCCGUGCUAGCCACCCCACGUUCAGUUACCACAGACUGCGGACUGGAGCAACGUCAGAAUAGCGAGACGCAAACGGACGCACAAUCAUCAUCAUCUUCGGUUGACCAAUCCUGCUCGGCCCUCGUUUGCCCGGCGUGUUCCCUGGUUCUACCUAAUACGAGAGAACUGACGAAUCACAUAAGAGAUCACAACUCUCCUCGCAGCAGCGACGGAAGUGCGGCGGAGGACGAAUGCUCUUGUCGCGUCUGCGGCAAGGUACUCAGCUCGGCUAGUUCCUUGGACCGUCACAUCUUGGUGCAUUCUGGCGAGCGACCCUUCAAGUGCAGACUCUGCGGACUGGCCUUCACUACCAACGGAAAUAUGCACCGGCACAUCAGAACUGCCCACGGCGGCAGCUCGCCGAACAGCUGUACGGAUUCCGAGGGCAGCAGCGACUCCGAGAGACCCGUACCCAAGAGACGGAGACUGGAGGAGUUCAACAACAACAACAACAACAACAACAACGUGGCGAAGAGAAAAUCGCCCGAGUGCGUCGAGGAACAACUGCAGGAGGGCCAACGGAAGCACAAGAGUUUGUUGAACAACAACUCGAGGGGUGUCCAGGAGAUGAAGAAUUCUCAGGUUGACAGACAGAAGACCCACAGCUGCCCCGUCUGCGGGAGACAGGACUUUGCGACGAACAGCCUCCUCGAGGCGCACCUCGAAUGCACUCACCCAAAUUAUCCGGCAAAAUGCGACACCUGCAACCUAAACUUCAGCGAUCAUCGGGUGCUCAACCACCACCGUUCCAUGGGUCAUCAUUCCGAUCGUUCGAUCGAUAGCCCAACGAGAAACCUUCGAAAUUCCGUCGUCGGAUUCGAGGAUCUGACCUUCGUGGAUUUUUCGUCCGGGAAGUUUCCCGCCAUCGCUCGAGCGGUUUGCGAAAAAUCGCUUCACCGACCUGCCUCCGGAGAAGUAGCCAGAUUUCAAUGCUGCAAAUGUCUCAGAGCGUUCCCCUGCCGAACGGCACUGGACUCGCACGAAACCGAUUGUGGUAAUCAAAAUCCCCUGCCGCGAAACUCCGUCGACGAUCAAUCGACGAGAAACGACUUUUUCGCGGGUCUCGAUCUCCAGAACAAAGCGGCACUCGCCGAGGCCAAGGAGGGCAAGGAUCUGGCGGACAUCCAGAGCAUCUUGUCGCGCACGUCCGAACCGAUUCUGCAGAACUUCUCGCGGUCCGACGCCAGCACUCCGGACAACGUGAUCAAGAUCGGAUCGAGCAUCGGAUCGUCCGGAUCCUCCGGGACUACCUCCGCAGAAACUCACGACGAAGAAGUUCAGGACGCGUUCUCGGCCGAGUUUCGUCGCAUGAAACUUCGCGGCGAAUUUCCUUGCAGACUGUGCACCGCCGUUUUUCCAAAUCUCCGAGCUCUCAAAGGACACAAUCGCGCGCACAUGGGAGUCGGUCCGGGUACGCCGUACCCCUGUAACAUGUGCCCUUACACGAGUACGGACAAAACCGCUCUGGUCAGGCAUUUGAGAUCGCACAACGGUGACCGCCCGUACGAAUGUUCACUAUGCAAUUACGCGUUCACGACUAAAGCGAACUGCGAGCGACACCUCAGAAAUCGGCAUGCCAAGCUCACACGGGAGGACGUAAAACGUUCGAUCAUAUACCACCCGAGCGAAGAUCCGCUGAAUGACAGCGGGGAAGCCCCGCCGCGUGGCGUGCGAGAAGACACACGUAGGAUUCUCGUGUAUCCGACCGAACGCGACGAAAUCGUUCAGCAAAGACCGAGUGCCGCGUCGGAAGGAAAAUCAGAAAUCAGGGUAAUCGACGAGGCGAAACUUCGACAACCAAACGAUAUAAUCGCACGGCACACUCCUCAGCUGAAUCCGUUUGACACGCCGGAGAUAUUUCACAGAACGCCGCUCAUCCCGCAACUCGACAUGAUCCAGAGGCAUUCGGAGGGAGCGGCGAUGAUGGACAUCGAGAAGCCACAAGAUUUGGUAGCGAAACCGAAUUUCCCCAAAAGCAGCGACGACCAGGACGACAACUCCUCGGACGAAAGCGUAUCACCUCUAGUCAGCGAAGCCAAACCAGUAAUGCACCAAAGGCUUUCGGACGCUCCCAUGGAUCUGGGAACAUCCGGCGGUCCGGAAAGCCCCGGCGAAGAAGCGCCCUUGGAUUUAUCCAUGGACGCGUUGGACCUCAGUAAAAAGUCAAAGGUGAACGAUAUCGAACCAGCGAACAACAUCGCAAACGACGAUUCCCACGUUACCGAGAAAGAGAUCUACAACACCACGAAUCACCUACUGCUGACGCAGGCACUGCUCAAGGGUGGACACAACCCUCAGUCCACGUCGCUCGAGGCGAUGUACCGGAACGCUUCCCUACUCUAUCAAAACUUUGGGAACUUUCCCGGUAGCAUCGGUGCCGGUCUGAUACAGCCGUACCUUUUCAAUCCGCAUUUGUUCAAUCAAGAAUUCGUAAUGAAAAACAGACUACAAAAAGAACUCUUCAGAAGUCUGCAGCACAGCAGUGGCGGCAGCCUGGUGGAGCCCCAAAUACCUAGAACUGAGUUCAGUUCGCCUUUCGCACAAAGCAAAGAUGCUUCGUGCCACUCGGCCAGCGAAGACGCCGAUUAUUCACCGAAGCUCAUGUCCCCCAAGUUGUCGACCAAAGUAUCGAGCUCUCGAGAAAAACUCGAGAACUCACCGUCCUCGAAUUCCGUCAAGAUGGUCAUCAAAAACGGGGUGCUCAUGCCGAAACAAAAACAAAGAAGGUACAGAACGGAACGACCGUUCGCCUGCGAACAUUGCUCGGCAAGGUUCACCCUCAGAAGCAACAUGGAAAGGCACGUAAAACAACAACAUCCUCAACAUUGGAGUCAGAGACAACGUGGCGGACACUCGACCAGAGGAAGACCACCGGCCAAUCCGCCAACGUUGCUGCAAAGUCUGAACCAACCGGUCUCCCAGUCGAUUUCGCAACACUAUUCGAAUAUUUUGCCAAAAAUUGACCACACCAGCUCUACGCAAGGUUACGGUAAACAUUCGAUCUCUGAUCAGGUCAAGUACGCGAUUCUAGCUCAGCAAUUGAAGGGCAACAAACCCGAGGACAACGACUCCGAAGAAGAAUUGGUCAUCGAUGAGGAGCCCCUGGAAGAAGAAACUUCGGAAUCUCGAGCACAAAACGACGAACAGCGGCCGUUGAGUUUACUCAGAGGAAAACUCGAGAAUCGUUGCGAUUUCACGAAGGAAAAUAUCAUGAAACAACACGUGAACGAUUUCUCAAAGGAUUACCUGAUACAGCUGCAAGAGCAGCAUCUCGAGAGGCUGAAGCGAUUCGAGGAUUCGAAGAAUUACGCAGGGGAAAACGCGGACGACAGGUCGGAAAAAGACGCCAAAGAGGAACCGGACGAGGAUCUCUCCGAGGAACAAAAGAAGUUAGAUGCCGAGGGGCAGGAGGACGACGACGAAGAAAUCGAGAAAGGAGAGGACGGCGUUGUCGAUCUCGCCAGCGUUUCCAGGUUAUUGGACAACGCCUCGCAACAGUACCAACAAUUUCAGCCGCAGUACACGAGCGACGAAGAGGAGGGUCUGAUCGCGUCGACGAGCGAUGGAAACAAUUCGGGUAGUGACGAGAAGUCGGAUUCCGGGAACUCCGAGUCGAUUACGGGGAAGAAGAAGUCCGCUUACUCCCUGGCGCCGAACAGAGUAUCGUGUCCGUACUGCCACAGGAAAUUCCCGUGGACGUCUUCCCUGAGGAGACAUAUUUUGACGCACACGGGUCAAAAACCAUAUAAAUGCACCUACUGCCCACUGCUGUUCACAACCAAGUCUAACUGCGAUCGUCAUUUAUUGAGAAAACAUAUAAACGCCGGUACCAGCAGCCAGUCGCAAUCCGCCGGAGCAUCGUCUUCGCCCGAAAGCUCAAGCACUCUGACGAACAGCAACGCUUUUGCCAUGAGAAACGUCCCAGAGAGACCCUACAAGUGCAACCAAUGCCCGAGUUCGACUUUCUCGACUUUGGGAAACCUGAAGAAGCAUCUUUCGUCGAAACACACGACCUGCGGACCGAGUUCCAGGUCGCACAGCCCGCUAAGCGAAUCCCAGAACAGUCCGAACGAAUCUUUGAAACAGAACGAUCAGAGUGGAUACGAAAGUCCUUCGUCGAGCGUGGAAGAACCCGCUCGCACGUCGCCGACGAUCCCUGAAGACAGUAUCAAGGCUACUCCCAACUCUUCGACCAGCACUGAAACACCCCAAUCCUCGAAGACCUCUCCGGAGUGCGGAUCGACCGUGUCCUCCUGUUCGUCCGAACUGCCCUUCAAGUGUCAUCUGUGUGACGGCAGCUUCGCCGAAAGACAGGACUGCCUCGAGCACAUAAAACUCGACCACAGGUCGGAGUACGAACUUCUUUUGGUAAAGGGUGCUUUGGACAUGGCGGCCGAAACCGAAACCCACCCCGAGGAACAACAACAGCAUUCCCAACAGCACUGUGACGACGGAGAAGGCCAGCGCGGCAAGUUCCCCGACUACGCCAAUAGAAAGGUGGUUUGCGCUUUUUGUAUGCGCCGUUUUUGGUCAGCCGAGGAUCUCCGGCGGCACAUGCGUACCCAUACGGGCGAAAGACCGUUCACCUGCGAUAUUUGUCGACGAAAAUUCACACUAAAGCACAGCAUGCUGCGACAUCGCAAAAAGCACGGCUCUGUCGGUUCUUCGAUAUACACGGGAACCAGUGGGGAUGAGGAGGCCUCCCCAACCCCACCGAUGAAUAACAAUAACAAUAACAACAACAAUAACAACACGGUUAAAACUCAAGAGAUGACGUCGACCCCUACAUCGGUGCCGGGAGACGCUACUCCCGUCCGAUUUGGAACGCACGAAAAAUUGUCAAGUCUUUCCGGUAAGCUGGCGAACCUUCAAAAUAAUAACAAUAACGUAGAAGGCGCAGAUCAGGGGAACGAUUUGAUUUCAAAUCUAUUGGGGAUCAGAGACAGAACCAUCAUUGACAAAGUUCUGCAAUCUACACCCGACGACGCGGCCAAACUACUCGGUAUACCCUAGGGGACACGAAUAGAGUAUUUUCCACCGUAGUUAUGCGAAUCUCUAUUUUUCCCCCCUUUCUCUCUCUUUUUCUCUCUCGUUUUUCUUGUUCGUAUUCUCGUUCUUAUCUCUUAUCUUUUAACCGGAGUAUGUAACUUAUAUUAAAUAUUAUUUAGACUGUGAAAUAUACCUAAGAGCAGCAUUGAAUUUUAGUUCGUAUUCACAAUCGUGCCUUAUACGUAUACCUAGAUUGUACUCGCUUACGCUGUACUAGGCCACAUUACAUUUACGAUCCUCCUAUUCUUAUUUUAUUUAAUCACUUCGUUUCCACGAGAAAAAUUCUAAUUACGAAUCGAACGGUGGACGCGAUCUGUUCAAAUUCGGUAAAUUAAUUCGAACGUCCAGCAAAGGUACGAAUUCAAUUAAUCGUUGGCACGAGACGAAAAAUGAAAUUGACAACUAUAAUUAACGAAAAAAGACCUAUAUAAGAUGAUUAAAAAAGAUCCUCAUUCAAAUUAACAAAACGCUUUUACGGCGCGGCUUGAUGAAUAGACCUUUUCUAUGUACAGUUGUUGUUAUUAUUAUUUGUUUUUUUUUUUUCUUAUUCUCCGUUUUCGCAAUACGAUAUGAAUGUAUAUAUAAGUAUACACGUACACACAUAGGUAUAUUGUAUAUGCAUUAUACAUAUGUACGUAACAAUAGAGCGUGCGUAUUCUAUACAAAUAUAUUAUACUAUAUAUACUACAUUAUACCAAUACUAACUAUUGCACUGCUAUUGAAUUACGAUUAACUAUUAGUGUGCCACUAUUUGGGGACUCGUUUAAAGAUACCCAAGGUCUGCCUCGUUCAUGGUAUGGCCUAAGAGAUCGUUGAGAAAUAAUGACCAUAUAUAUACAAAAGCGGAACUAUUGUUUCUUGCGAUCGGUUGUGCUUACGUCAAUCAAUCAAUUAAUACAUGGAUUUAUAAAUAUUCUUGGAUGAAAAAAAAAGAAAAAAAAAAAUAUCUCUAUACAUAUCUGAAUAUCAUUAUACUUAUAUUGUAAGAAAGGUUAAUUUAGCGUAUAGGUCUGUUAGGAAUCAGUGGUCUUGUCGCCGUGGAACGUCAACCAAAAUUAUUCAAAUGAAAUUUUCUAGUUUCACUUUGAGUUAUACAUACAUAUUAUUAUAUGAAUUGGCGGUCGACGUUGCACAGCGAAUCGCUAAGCCACGUUUUGAUCCAAAGAAACAAUUUUAAGCAACGAAUUAGGAAAGCCAUAUUUAAGUUUGUUUGUUUUUUUUUUUUUGGUUUUUUGUUUUUUUUUUUCUCCUUUUUAUAAAUAUUUUUUCUUUUCUUAAGUGUCAGCGAACAUAUCGACGUCUACAUACGUCGAGGUAUGUAGGUGCAUUUUAGAGUGCCUUUCCAGCCAAGAUAACUUCGAAAAUCGAAUCGGAUUGACUUGGCUUAUUUUCGUUAGUGAAAAUUAUUAAAUAAUAAUUCUAAUAAUAAUAGUAACGAUAAAAUUAUUAAUAAUAUUAUUAAUAUAAAUAUUGAUGAGAAAUGAAAUUAAAUAUAAUGACAAAGCAAGUCCCUCUUAUUGUAAUGUACGUUAGAUAUUUGAUUUGUUUAUCACAGUAAUAGGAUAUGAUAAUACUUUUUAGUUGAACGUUGUAUACUCUCGAUAUUAUCUCAUACAGAUUAUUAUUUUUUAUUAUUAUUUCGACUCGACCGUCGCACUAUUCUAAUUAUAGUUGUAUAGACAAAGCAAUUUUAAAUAUGAUUUCUGAUUCUAAAUUAAUUUAACAGAAAAAAGUCAAAUAUAGUUAGUGUAUGUGACGUAAUAUUUUUAAAAAAAAUUCCCGAAGCAAUCAACGAAGUAUGAUCUUCAUUAAAAAAAAAAAAGAAAGUAAAAUAUUAUCAUUAUUAUUAUUAUUAUUAUUAUCAUUACUAUACCGAAAUUUAAAGAGAAAAGAGAGAAAAAAUCACAUGCAUUGAGAUAAAAAAUGAAAAAUUUCAAGAAAAAAAUAUGAUUAAAACUAAAGAGCAAUAUAAGUAAAUCAUUUUAACACAUUUAAUCGAUAUACAUAUUACAUAUAUAUAUAUUUUAUUGUCUAAGCGUCAAUAAUAACGUGAAUAUUAAUGAUAGUCUAUUUUAAAUGCCGAAGAUAUAUGUGUGGCAUUUAAAAUGCAAUGGAACCAAAUAGAGGCUAACUACGAGGACCCGUAUUCCGUAUAUUGAGACGUACGAACUAUUGUACUCGCAAAUUCAGAACGGUCGAACCUCCAGCCUGAAUAACUUAAAGUUAUUAAAAUUUAACGUUAAUAGGUUAUUUAUUAUUAAGCCAAUAUCAACAUGUCCAUCUCUUUCUUCUUGACCUAAGAUAUUUAUUCCGUUUGCAUUAGACAUGGCUGUAAAGUGUUGUGGGGUGUUGUACGCAACACUUUAUCCCGAGGGCUGCUCUUUAAUGGCGUUCGGGUUAAAGACCCUAUACCUAUAUAAUAUAUACAUACCAAUAUAACGAUAGUUUGACGAAUGUAGUAGUGAUUUGAAAUUUAUCUCUCAACUCGAGUUUAAAUGCGGCUACCACACAUACAACAUAUCACUCGCGCUACGUAUGUAUUUAAGAACGUUAUAUCUUGAGUAUAGUAUGUACUUACAUUAAAUUAAAACUUGAAAGUAAUAAUAAAAAAUAAAAACGAAAAAAAAAACACAAUUAACAAAAAUUAUAUUUAUUGAAAUGUCUGUAUGUGGCUUGUGCGAUUUUUCUCUGAUAAAAAUUCGAAAUUAUCAUUGUACUAUUGUUGUAGAUGAUUGCCUUGUACUUUUUCUCUUGUUUGACUAUUAGCCAAAUAUACGGAUAUGUACUGUCAAC
Messenger RNA from Athalia rosae (coleseed sawfly), 8696 nucleotides. Its product is annotated as ras-responsive element-binding protein 1. Gene Ontology annotation, cellular component: nucleus. The coding region runs from base 789 to 5867 and encodes 1692 amino acids. Gene Ontology annotation, molecular function: RNA polymerase II cis-regulatory region sequence-specific DNA binding; DNA-binding transcription activator activity, RNA polymerase II-specific. The record is from RefSeq and is a predicted model, not a curated record. The transcript is spliced from 5 exons. Gene Ontology annotation, biological process: regulation of transcription by RNA polymerase II. Lineage: Eukaryota; Metazoa; Arthropoda; Insecta; Hymenoptera; Athaliidae.